AUGUAUCUUUCCUGUAUCAUACCAUUUGCAGAUGCAAGAGACGCAUCUGGCGAUAAUUUGACAUUGACAUCGGCAAUAGAAUUAAAAAACGAUGAGCAAUGGAGAUUCUUCUCUUUCCUUACCUGGCAUGGUGAUGGAUUGGUGGCGAUUGCACAUGCUGAGAACGAUGCCAUUAUCAAAAUUGAUACUCAAAGUGGAGAAAUCAAGAUCUUCCACCAAUGUGCUAGAAAAGCUGUAUGGCUGGGUUUGGAUCCUACCUCCAAACUGGUAAUGGCUAAUGAGGAUGGAAAAUUCGAGCAAAUAGGAGAAGAUGGCCAGCUUCAUUUCCUGUACACUAUCUCUGCGGCUGACAGUUAUGAUGUCAAAUUCGCUCAGGAGCAUAUGCUGGUACGAACACCUAAUUUUGAGCUGUAUAUCGACGGGAAGGCGAUUCCGGACUCAGUGUCGUCUUACUUGAUUUCUGGCGAGAUAUGUCUAUAUAUCACCCUUCAUCACAAAUUGCAUAUGAUUUCAUUGACAGAUAAGCAACAAGUGACGAAAGAACGAGCUGUCGAACUUGGAAGCAGUCUCAUUGCUUGUUCAACAUCUGGCACCAGCCUAACAAUGCAGAUGCCGCGCGGGAAUCUCGAAACAAUACAUCCGAGACCCUUCGUCGUACGGGAGAUCAAGAAGUUGAUUGAUGAUCUCAAAUAUGUGGCAGCUUUGAGAGAAAUGAAGAAGCAUCGUAUCGAUAUGAAUCUUCUUGUUGACUACAAGCCUCAAAUUUUCUUGAGCCAUGUUAGCGACCUCAUUCAAGCAUCCAAAGAUCCAGAUCUCAUCAACCUUUUGAUCGCUGCUUUGAAUAACAGCUGCAGCGAAUGGUGCAAUGGUAAUGGUACACUCAGUGACAAGGUCAACCGCAUCACAGAUCUCCUAGCCAAGGAAGUGCUUUCAUUACCUUCUGAGCGGCGGAUACAUAUGCUCGUUGUAGCAUUGACAGCAAUGCUGAAAUCAGUCCCACAGCGAGUUCAGGAAGCUCUCCGUCUUAUCAAGCAGGAGACGAGCGAACGUAGGUGGUAA
Molecule: messenger RNA, 1059 nt
Organism: Cylicostephanus goldi
Lineage: Eukaryota; Metazoa; Nematoda; Chromadorea; Rhabditida; Strongylidae
Source: the annotation of a GenBank genome assembly